This is a messenger RNA of Brachypodium distachyon (stiff brome), 1546 nucleotides long. Its product is annotated as serine/threonine-protein phosphatase PP1. The coding region runs from base 283 to 1233 and encodes 316 amino acids. The record is from RefSeq and is a predicted model, not a curated record. Lineage: Eukaryota; Viridiplantae; Streptophyta; Magnoliopsida; Poales; Poaceae. Gene Ontology annotation, cellular component: cytoplasm; nucleus. Gene Ontology annotation, molecular function: protein serine/threonine phosphatase activity. The transcript has 5 exons.
AAGUCCAACACUGGUCUUUGGGGAAUCGGCACAGGAGAGAGAGAAAGGGAGAGUUAGAGAGAGAAGGGAGGGGGAGAGGAGAGGGAGACCCAAUAUCCAUGCAAAGAACAAGAAAUCAGAGAGGCAAGGCAAAAUUCCAGUCCAAAUCCCCUCCAAAAACCCACCAAACCAGCUCCCCCAUCUCCAAGAACAAGAACAAGAAAGCAUCCUUGAGCACAAGGGAAUAAAGGAGCCCGGAAAGGCGAAGACAAAAGAAGUUUCAAGGAGAGCUCGGAGAAGGGGAUGGAUCCGGCGCUGCUCGACAACAUCAUUGGGAGGCUGCUCGAGGUAAAGAGCCUGAAGCCCGGGAAGAACGCGCAGCUGUCGGAGUCGGAGAUUAAGCACCUAUGCGCCGCCUCCAAGGAGAUCUUCCUCUCGCAGCCCAACCUCCUGGAGCUCGAGGCCCCCAUCAAAAUCUGCGGUGAUGUCCAUGGUCAAUAUUCUGAUCUCCUGAGGCUCUUUGAUUAUGGUGGAUAUCCUCCUGAAUCCAACUAUCUUUUCUUGGGGGAUUAUGUGGACCGGGGAAAACAAAGCCUUGAGACAAUAUGCCUUCUUUUGGCUUAUAAAGUCAAGUACCCUGAGAACUUUUUUCUUCUAAGAGGCAAUCAUGAAUGUGCAUCAGUAAACCGCAUCUAUGGGUUUUAUGAUGAGUGCAAGCGCAGAUUCAGUGUAAAACUCUGGAAAACAUUUACAGACUGUUUUAACUGCUUGCCAGUAUCAGCAUUGAUAGAUGAAAAGAUUCUAUGCAUGCAUGGUGGUCUUUCUCCUGAAUUGAACAAGCUGGAUCAAAUACUCAACCUCAAUCGCCCCACAGAUGUACCAGAUACUGGAUUACUGUGUGACCUUCUUUGGUCAGAUCCUUCCAAUGAAGCGCAAGGGUGGGCUAUGAAUGAUCGAGGUGUUUCAUAUACAUUUGGUCCUGAUAAAGUGGCUGAGUUUCUUGAGAAGCAUGAUUUAGACCUCAUCUGCCGAGCUCAUCAGGUUGUUGAAGAUGGAUAUGAGUUCUUUGCUGAUCGUCAGCUUGUAACAAUAUUUUCUGCGCCUAAUUACUGUGGAGAAUUCGAUAAUGCUGGUGCCAUGAUGAGUGUUGAUGAGACGCUAAUGUGCUCCUUCCAAAUACUGAAACCUGCGAGGAAAGUGUUGAGUGGUUCAACUAAUACCAAGUCUGGCUUCAAGUCAUUGAGAGGCUGGUGAUGGCGGUACGGUGCUUGGUGAAAGGUGAGCAAGCUGUGACCAGAUCUGCAGGUAGGCACAUACCUUGAGGAGCGGCUGCAACUAACUGGCAUUUUCGCCUACACCUCAGGGCCCGAAACAAGAACCACAGAAAUGUACAACUCUCGUCGAUGGAACCGUACAUUGUUCGUGUCGGAUUAACACUCUUGUAAUGUAUUAUUGUUUUUCUGCCGUGUGGAUCUCUUAUCGCGCAAGAGGAUAUGCUGUGAACUCUUACUGUUCUUCCCCCUCUCCCCUUUCCCCUAUAAAAAAUUCUAAGGAUUCAGGAUUCCAA